UUCGAAUAACAAUAAAGUGUAUACAAUGAAAAUCUGAGAAUUUGUUCUUUACAAGAUGUGGAAUCAUAUCAAGAAUAACCAAACGAAUUUAUGUCGAUUGUGUUUGACGAAUCAAAAACAAACCAUCGAUACCUGUGCAAAUGUGACUCCGGAUAAUGUGAUUGAAAUUCUUGUCAAAUAUUUCGGUGAGAUUGAUGAGACGGAUCCAUUGCCAAAGCACGUGUGUCUGGACUGCUGGACGAUAGUUGAUCGAUUCCAUCAAUUCAUUUCAAAGGUUCAACAUACACAGGCUAAAUAUUUGAGUAAUAUUGUUAAGGUUGAAGAGCCCGAAAAUCAUAUUGUUGAACCAUACAAUCACGACAUCUUAGAGCCAAUUCAUUUCGAAGCCGUUGCUCCAUCGACGUCAGACACACUUGGAAAUUUAAUUUUGAUCGAUGAAGGAGAAAAUAAAACGAAAGUCAAAAUAGAAUAUGACAUAAGUAAAAAUGAAUCGGUGCCUGUAUUCAUCGAGGAAGAUUCCACACCAAUUGGAAACGUUGAAGUCGAAAACACCGAAGCAAUCGAAGAUGAUAUUAACGAUGUCAAAUCAUCAGAACCAAGAGAAAACACGGACAACUCAGACGAUGAACCAAUGGAUAUAGUGUAUGAACGACCCAAGACUAGAUAUCAUACUUAUAAAAAGGAGCUCAUUUGUGACAUUUGCACAAUGGUCAUAUGCACAAAACAGAAACUUCUCGAACAUUUACUAAGACACGUGCGAAAUAAAUGCCAAAUUUGUAAUUUAAGAUGUGAAAGCAAAUAUGCGUUAAAUAUACAUAAACGCAAGGAACAUGGAUUUAAUGCAGACGUAAUGGCGGAUUUGCUUAAGCAAUUGGAAACACUAAAAGCAAUCUCAAAGAAGUCAAUUUAUUCCGAUGAAAUAAAUCCAGUCCUAUUGAAGCAUUAUAAUUCAUCUUGUGAUUUAUGUACAAAAUCAAUACCGUUGUCAUUGGACGCAUCAAAUGCGCAUUACCAGGAAGAACAUCAAACCGAUGGCUAUAUAAUCUGUUGUAAUUUCAAAUUUAGUAGCUCUAUAGCGAUCAAUGAGCACGCCUUAUUCCACUUGUAUCCAGAGGUUUUUAGAUGUGGAUUUUGUAAUAAAGUUAUAGAUAAAGCAAGAUCGAUGCGAAAACAUAUCUCACGACAUUUAGGCAAUAUGAGCGCGGCUGAUAUACAUAAGUGUCAAACUUGUUAUGCAAUAUUUACGUCGAAGAAUCUGUUGAACGUGCAUUCAACGUAUUUUCAUGGAAUGGAGGGCAAUUCAAAUGCAUCCAAUCACACGCUGGCUGAUUUUUUUACGAUGAGAUGCGAUUUGUGUGACGAUGCAAAGUUUAUAUCAUACCAAGAUGCAAGGCUACAUUACUCAAUGUUCCAUGGAAUCACAGGAUAUCUUAUAUGCUGUAACAGGAAAUUUAUGAAAGCGAAAACAAUCGACGAUCAUUUUCAAUGGCAUACACGUGGCAUGGUUUUUACAUGUGAACAAUGUGACAAGCAAUUCAGUGAUCGUCAAAAAUUUAUAAACCAUAAGUCACACCAUAAAAUUGUAGAUGAAAAACGAUUUUUAUGCUGCGAAUGUGACAAAGCAUUUCAUUCGAAUCAUGCGCUAAAAAGGCAUUCACAGAAACAUAAAAAACGAUUGAAAAAAUCACUUUCCUGUUCACACUGCAGCAAACGGUACACAACGCAAAAGGCGUUAGAUGAUCAUAUUCAAUUUCAUCACGUUGAUAAUGGUAUGUCGGGCGUUGUGUGUGAAUUUUGUGGAAAAAAAUUCAUAGCUCGUUCAACAUUGAAGAAUCACAUUCAAGUUGCGCAUAAUACAAAUUCAGAUGCAAAAGAUUCAAAGGAACCACCUGAAGAGUUUAAAUGUUGGAUGUGCCCAAAAAUAUUUAUUAACAAAUACCGUCUGAAAAAGCAUGUCGACACAAUUCACAAUGGCACACCCGUGAAAUGUUCAAUGUGCGAUAAAAUUGCACCAAACGAAGCAGCAUUGGCGUGUCAUAUGCGAAGUGUUCAUGUUGCCCAAAAACACCAAUGUCACUUGUGUCCAAAAACAUUUAAAGCGGCUGUUGCUUUGAAGGAUCACAUUGCCACUCAUACCGGAGAAAAGACAUAUAAAUGCUCAUUUUGUCCAGAGGCUUUCAUCUGGCGUCCAAAUAUGUAUAGUCAUCAGAAAAAGGCACAUCCAGAAGAAUGGAAACAGACAAAACAAAAAUAAUAAAAAAAAAAACCAUCAAUGAACAAAAUGAACACACCAAUAAACUAGUUUUUAUCUUAAUCUUCA
Molecule: messenger RNA, 2320 nt
Organism: Contarinia nasturtii (swede midge)
Lineage: Eukaryota; Metazoa; Arthropoda; Insecta; Diptera; Cecidomyiidae
Product: zinc finger protein 62-like
Exons: 11
Coding region: 56-2254 (732 amino acids)
Biological process (GO): regulation of transcription by RNA polymerase II
Cellular component (GO): nucleus
Molecular function (GO): DNA-binding transcription factor activity, RNA polymerase II-specific; zinc ion binding; RNA polymerase II transcription regulatory region sequence-specific DNA binding
Source: RefSeq, a predicted model, not a curated record